Molecule: messenger RNA, 579 nt
Organism: Racocetra fulgida
Lineage: Eukaryota; Fungi; Glomeromycota; Glomeromycetes; Diversisporales; Gigasporaceae
Source: the annotation of a GenBank genome assembly
AUGAGUGAUGAAGAUAUUUAUGAUGAACUUUCUGAAAAUAAUGGUCUUCUAGAAGAUAAUGAAUUUCUAGAAAACAAUGAAUUUUUUGAAGAUAAUAAACUUCCUGAGGAAGAUUCUUUUGAUUUUUAUCGUGAGGCCAGUAAUGAUCAAAUGAUUAGUUCUAGUAGUGUGGAUAUUUCCACAGCUCAUAUAGACAACCAACCUUCUGCAACAAAAAAAAGCAAACCAAAAUAUAGACGAAAUUAUGCAAAGAUUAAAUCAUCAGACGAUAAUAGUGAAGAUUCAGAAUGCGAUGAUUUGGAUCCUUUAUAUCAUGAAGCAGUUGCUACUACUAAUUCAGCCGAUGGUUCUUUACAAAAUUUCUUGAUUAUUAAAUCAAUAUAUCAUAUAAUUUAUAAUUCAUUAUUUGAUUAUUGGAAUGAACCAAUAAUGAUUGGAUUGUUAGCAUCACUUCUGAAUUCCACGCUUAAAACACUUUCUAAUUGGGAUGAAGAAACUCGAAAAAAAGCUAAAGAAGAGUUAAAAUAUCAAUACAAACAUAUAAUUUCUUCAAGUUCUACAACAGUUCCAGAACAUGCU